Molecule: messenger RNA, 10947 nt
Organism: Coregonus sp. 'balchen'
Lineage: Eukaryota; Metazoa; Chordata; Actinopteri; Salmoniformes; Salmonidae
Source: the annotation of a GenBank genome assembly
GGAGGAUUAUUUCAACAAUGGUCAACAGCGUCUCUUGUUUCUCAAUGGCUCUGCCAUCAAUUGCUUCAUCUAAAUGAUUCUCCAAAGGGAAAGCAGACAGGCUUCGGAAGAACUUGAGUUUGCUCUGUGACACCGUCAAAGUGAAAAGGCCACUAAGGAAGUUGCGUGGCUCUCUGCGUGCAAACUGACAACAAGGAAGAGUGAGUGCACUGUGACGCUGCUCACAGCUUUUUGCUUCUUGACUCAACUCAUUUCAGAAGCUUUGGAACCUUAUUCUUGGUAUUUCAGGGUUUGUGUUUUAGAAGAAAUGGGGAAGUGAGAAGUUAAGCGACAUAGCCCCCUCUUCCCUACGCACCGUGCCGGUCCUCUUUUCCUCUCCUUCCCCCCUCCCUCUCUCUACAUAUCCCCCCUGUCUGGUCUUAGCGCAAAGCUGUGGGGAUGUGUGCAGAUGGAGGCAGAUGGUACAUUAUAGUUAGUGUACUAGGGACUGAGGGUGAAGGAAGGAGUUCUGUGUCUGUCUGGAGUCGACUGGGCUGAGAGAGGAGAGGGCUACCUGGUCAUGGGAUGCUGUAGUGUGACUCAGAGAGGAACACAUUCUGGGAUUGACGAGGUGGGCCCUGACGAGAUCGAGCUCCUGGAGAUUGACAACUCAGGGUGAGUCUUAUUUUGUUGAUAUUGUGAUGUAUAACAGAAGACCAUGAACCCUAUCAAUCCCUCAUGGGAGUGGUCUGUUUGAGUUUGAUAGACUGCCAUUCUGCUUUUUACAACCUCACAAUCACAUUUUAAUUUAAUUCGGAAACAUGCAGGGCAGGUAGCCUUGCGGUUAAGAGCGUUGGGCCAGUAACUGGAAGGUCGCUGGUUCGAAUCCCUGAGCCGACUAGGUGAAAAACCUGUCCAUGUGCCCUUGAGCAAGGCACUUAACCCUAAUUGCUCCUGUAGGUCGCUCUGGAUAAGAGCGUCUGCUAAAUGACGUAAAUGUAAUGACUGUGGAGGUUUUAAAUAUGUUGAUGACACAUGACGGCAUCUAAGACUAUCAAGCAUGGUCACAACUGUAUGGACACGCUUCACAAUAUCAACUUCUCUGAAUCUAGAUUAAACAAACAGUAAAAUACUGAGCCUCUUGGCUUUCUAGGAAAGUUUGAAGCAAUACUAUUAAAUAGUACCUAUUGUUGGGUUUUGGCUUAUUAAAGGUCAUAAGAACGAGGUCUGUUUGGUUGACGAGGUAUUGAGAGGAAGUGGUGUCGUUUGCCUUGGGGUGACGGGUAAAAACAGUGCACACAUUGACAAGUGUGCUAGCAGUUUCAACCACCUCAGAACUUCAGUUCCUUAAGAAAGAAACAAUGACAUUUGAGGGCAUAUUUUAUUGAACAAUGAAACAUAAUAUAUCUGUGUCAUUUUCAUUUACACACAAAAGCACACACAGAGGCGAAACACUAGUUUGGACUCUGUUUAACAGACAUGAACAUACUGAUGCGGCACUAAUGUGAUUAGGACAUGAGCGGCCGGUGAUAUUGUCUCGCUAAUUAGCAGACAAUGCUACCGCUCGUCUCUCCCUCCUGUCCAGUCUGGUCUAACACUGGCCAGGCCUCUAAAUCCCCUCAUGUGGGUAGUGGGGGAAACAAGAAUCUAAUCACAAUAGCAGCUCACAGACUUCACAUGCCCAAACUGUGAGAAGACGAGGGAUCAGCCACCAGCAACACAUACUGUGCACACGCGUGAGGAUGCUUGUGCGAGGAUGCUUGUUCGCGCACACACAUGCACAGACUUAUGAAUGUAUGCACACACACAUAGAGACAGACAUGCAUGAAUAGGUUCCCACACACUGCAUUCAUACAGUUCAUGCAUGUCGGCGCACACACGCAUGCAUGCAAGCACAAACACAAAGGGACACAUGCACAAACAGAGACGGACACUCAAGCACAAACACAGAUGUGACAGAAAUGUUGCCACACAUAGGGAAUGGUUUAGGGGUGUGUAGCUACUGUAUUACUACCAGAUAAAUGGGCCAAUGAGGGCAACAGGUCUUUAUGUGAGGGGGUCAGAUGGUGGGUGUCUGCUCCUCAUGUGCACCCCACUUUAAUCUGCUUAUGUCUGGACACUGUUGGGGUGGAGGGGGGUCAGGCAAGAUGGCUGGCUCAUAAAUGAGGUGGGCAAAUUGGUCUACAGUUUUGUGAGAUGUUACAGUAGUGUGAGAUAAAUGUGAGAUGUUGACAUCAGAAGGUAUUGUGGUUAAUGUGAUAUGGGGUUGACUGCUGAUAUGGUUAAUGUUUCAGGAUAUGGAAUCUAGGAGAGAGCAGGCUUCAGCGCUCUUUGAGGAAUGGAAAAGACAGUCCACCCUCUCGCUACCCUUCAGUGAGACACCUCAACCAGGAGGUCAGUGGAGGAGGAAAGUGUGUGUGUGUCUGUGUGUAUGUGUGUGUGUGUGAGAGAGAUAGAGAGAGCGAGAGAGAGUGGCCAUCUGUAUGAAAGUGACACUAAGAUAUAGAAAUAGAAAAAGUUCUGCAAUGCACUCAUCACACAGGAAACAACAGCGGAUCGCACCUUUCGAGUGCACAUAUUGGCACUUGCAAGUGUGAAUGUAUUUGUGCCAAACAUCAACAUACUAUUUUAUGUCAAAGUUGUUAUAUCACAUUAAUGAUACAGGGAUACUCAUGUAUACUAAUGUAAACUCCUCACUACAUCUACAUUUACAUGAGACAGGUGAAGUAUUCUAUUCUAUUCCCCUAGGUUGUGCUAUGGGGCAGGAGCAGAGAGGAGCUACACCACAGAAUCUACAACCAGCCCAUCCGUGACUGGGAGGGCCAGAGUGCACACAUGUAUGGAGAGAUAGUGCACUCCUCCCUGGUGUUUCUCCACAACAGCUACACACAGGUAACAUCUCACUACAACAAGCUCAGAUAUACUGUAGACGUCAAUCAUCACUCACUGUCUAUGUUCCGGCUCUAGUACUUCUAUAUUGAUGUUCUGUUCAUGUGUUUGUUUAUGUUCCUAUAGGAGACACGUGAACACUAUCUGGUGCUGUUCUCCUUCCACUUGUUGAUCCUAUCUCUGGACCACUCUCUCCAUGAAUUUAUCUACGAGGUUGGUUCCUUUACGAAUGGGGAAAUACUGUAACGACACUGUGCAGAUGCAUGCAUGUUGAACAUUUAACUUGAAUGUAAAAUGCGUUCACCUAAGGCCGGCUAGUCAAUCAAUCAAUCAAUCAAUUUUAUUUUAUAUAGCCCUUCUUACAUCAGCUAAUAUCUCGAAGUGCUGUACAGAAACCCAGCCUAAAACCCCAAACAGCUAGUAAUGCAGGUGUAGAAGCACGGUGGCUAGGAAAAACUCCCUAGAAAGGCAAAACCUAGGAAGAAACCUAGAGAGGAACCAGGCUAUGAGGGGUGGCCAGUCCUCUUCUGGCUGUGCCGGGUGGAGAUUAUAACAGAACCAUGCCAAGAUGUUCAAAAAUGUUCAUAAGUGACAAGCAUGGUCAAAUAAUAAUCAGGAAUAAAUCUCAGUUGGCUUUUCAUAGCCGAUCAUUAGAGUUUAAAACAGCAGGUCUGGGACAGGUAGGGGUUCCAUAACCGCAGGCAGAACAGUUUAAACUGGAAUAGCAGCAAGGCCAGGCGGACUGGGGAUAGCAAGGAGUCACCACGGCCGGUAGUCCCGACGUAUGGUCCUAGGGCUCAGGUCUCUCAGUUGGCUUUUCAUAGCCGAUCAUUUAGAGUUGAAAACAGCAGGUCUGGGACAGGUAGGGGUUUCGUAGCCGCAGGCAGAACAGUUGAAACUGGAAUAGCAGCAAGGCCAGGCGGACUGGGGGCAGCAGGGUGUCAUCAUGCCCGGUAGUCCUGACGUAUGGUCCUAGGGCUCAGGUUCUCAGAGAGAAAGAGAGAACGAGAGAAUUAGAGAGAGCAUACUUAAAUUCACACAGGACACUGGAUAAGACAGGAGAAGUACUCCAGGUAUAACCAACUAACCCCAGCCCCCCGACACAUAAACUACUGCAGCAUAAAUACUGGAGGCUGAGACAGGAGCGGUCCGGAGACACUGUGGCCCCAUCCGAAGAAACCCCCGGACAGGGCCAAACAGGAAGGAUAUAACCCCACCCACUCCGCCAAAGCACAGCCCCCGCACCACUAGAGGGAUAUCCCCAACCACCAACUUACAAUCCUGAGACAAGGCCGAGUAUAGCCCACAGAGGUCUCCACCACAGCACAAACCAAGGGGGGGGGGGGGGCGCCAACCCAGACAGGAAGAUCACGUCAGUAACUCAACCCACUCAAGUGACGCACCCCUCCCAGGGACGGCAUGAAAGAGCACCAGCAGGCCAGUGACUCAGCCCCUGCAACAGGGUUAGAGGCAGAGAACCCCAGUGGAGAGGGGAACCGGCCUGGCAGAGACAGCAAGGGCUGUUCGUUGCUCCAGCCUUUCCGUUCACCUUCACACUCCUGGGCCAGACUACACUCAAUCAUAUGACCUACUGAAGAGAUAAGUCUUCAGUAAAGACUUAAAGGUUGAGACCGAGUCUGCGUCUCUCACAUGGGUAGGCAGACUGUUCCAUAAAAAUGGAGAUCUAUAGGAGAAAGCCCUGCCUCCCGCUGUUUGCUUAGAAAUUCUAGGGAAAUUCUAGGGACAAUUAGGAGUCAGUGUGUUGCUUCUUCUUUCUCAGGGCAUGCUGCCUCUCUCUGGACUGUCUUUCCAAGCCACCUCACUGGACUCCAACAAACAAACCAUGUUCCAGAUCAGUGGUGAGUCCUAUUAUGAUUAUGCAGUGAGUUCAUUAAAGCAUUAAUAGACAAGGGUGCAUGAUUUAUUGUGGUUUAUCACAGCGGUGCAACGGUCAUAGGUAUGACACAAAGCCAACAGUAAAUUGUUUAAUUAUUUAUUGAACAUGGCUACCAUCUCUCUCCCCCUUCUAGGUCCAAUGGUGGACUCCAAAGUAUUCACCUGUGCCAGUGCAGCAGAGAUGAACAAAUGGAUGCACCACAUGGAGGAGAGGAGAUACAAAUCCAUGAGCCAACCGCUAAGCCCCUCCCACUGUGUACUGUCUUACCUGGUAAGGUAUUCAAUCAACACCCCCCCCCCCGUCCCCCCAUAAGAACCACCCCCUUUUACAGUAAAUUACAGGUCCUAAACAGAUGUCAUUGCAAAAUGUUAAACUGUCUGAACAAUUGUGAGGUUCACUUUGCUUGAUCACAACUUCAACAUCUAAUAGCACAUAUAAAUAGCACAUAUGACAUACAGUGGGGGGAAAAAGUAUUUAGUCAGCCACCAAUUGUGCAAGUUCUCCCACUUAAAAAGAUGAGAGGCCUGUAAUUUUCAUCAUAGGUACACGUCAACUAUGACAGACAAAAUGAGAAAAAUAAAUCCAGAAAAUCACAUUGUAGGAUUUUUAAUGAAUUUAUUUGCAAAUUAUGGUGGAAAAUAAGUAUUUGGUCACCUACAAACGAGCAAGAUUUCUGGCUCUCACAGACCUGUAACUUCUUCUUUAAGAGGCUUGUCACGCUCUGGCUCCGGGACUUUGUAUGUUGAGCCAGGGUGUGUUCGUUUAGUGGGGUUCUGUUUGGUUGGGUUGUUCUAUGUGGUUGUAUUUCUUUGUUUGAAUGAGUGACUCCCAAUCAGAGGUAACGAGUGUCAGCUGUUGGCUCGUUGUCUCUGAUUGGGAGCCAUAUUUAUACUGUCUGUUUUCACCAGGGGGUUGUGGGUUUUUGUUCCUUGUCAGUCAUUGUCUGAGGACGUUACGUAUCGUUUAUUGUUUUGUAUUCGUGUGUGCACUUUACUAUUAAAGUAUGUUCGCUCAACACGCUGCGCCUUGGUCCUCUCUAACCAACGAUCGUGACAGAAAAACCCACCAUACAAAGACCAAGCAGCGUGUCCAGGAACACACGCAGGAGGUGACGCUGGUGGAUGUCCUCCUCGGUUGGGGGCAGAUUACCGAGGAGGAGGCCAUCCGGUACCGGAAGGCGAUGAAGGGGGAGACCCAGGCAGGAGUGGAGAAGCGGCGUCAACCGGGCCGUGGUCGGAAAUGCGAGAGGCACCCCCAAGAAUUUUUUAGGGGGGGGCACACGGCAUGGGCGACUGGGCAGCAGGAGGCUGCCACAGGGCGGAUUGGGAGAUUAAGAGAGGAGGCCACCGGCUUUUGGGGGCCAGAAGGCAGGUUGGCGGAGCCUGGAUGGAGAGCAGAGCCAACUCCCCGUACUCAGGCAUGGCAGCAUGAGACUGGGCAGGUUCCGCGGUAUGCGGAGAUGCGCACUGUGCCGCGAGUGGUCCGGCAUAGUCCGGUACGUCCUGUGCGAGCACCCCGCACGUGUUGUGCGAAGGCGGGCAUGCAGCCAGGACGGAGUGUGCCGGCUCAGCGCUCGCGGCCUCCAGUGCCUCUCCUCGGUCCCGGAUAUCCUGCGCCGGUGUCACGUGCUGUUAUGCCAGUACGGGUACACAGCCCUGUACAUCCUGUGCUGAUGCCUCACACAGAGUGUGUGAAGGUAGGCAUUCAGCCAGGACGGGUUGUGGCAGCUCUUCACUCCAGGUCUCCUAUCCGUCUCCAUAGCCCAGUCCAGCCUGUUCCUGCUCCACGCACGAAGCCUACGGUGUGCGUUGCCAGCCCUGUUCGGCCUGUCCCUGCUCCACGCACCAAGCCUACGGGGUGCGUCGUCAGCCCGGCCCGGCCUGUCCCUGCUCCACGCACCAAACCUACGGUGUGCGUCGCCAGCCCUGCCCGGCCUGUUCCUGCUCCACGCACCAAACCUACGGUGUGCGUCGCCAGCCCAGCCCGGCCUGUUCCUGCUCCACGCACGAAGCCUACGGUGUGCGUCGCCAGCCCAGCCCGGCCUGUUCCUGCUCCACGCACCAAGCCUACGGGGUGCGUCGUCAGCCCGGCCCGGCCUGUCCCUGCUCCACGCACCAAACCUACGGUGUGCGUCGCCAGCCCUGUCCGACCUGUUCCUGCUCCACGCACUAAGCCUACGGUGUGCGUCGCCAGCCCAGCCCGGCCUGUUCCUGCUCCACGCACCAAGCCUACGGGGUGCGUCGUCGGCCUGGUCCAGCUCGUUCCUGCUACUCGCACCAAGCCAAGGGUGCGAGUCGUCAGCCUGAUCCAGCCCAUUCCUGCUACUCGCACCAAGCCAAGGAUGCGAGUCGUCAGCCUGGUGAGGUCCGUUCCGGCUCCACGCACCAAGCCAAGGGUGCGUAUCGUCAGCCAGGUCCGGUCCGUUCCUGCCUCACGCGCCAAGCCAGGGGUGCGCGUCGUCAGUCCGGUGCCUGAUCAGGUCAGCUACUCCACUACGGAGUUUGAGCAAUCCGCUCCGUCUAUGUCCGGUCCAGAUCCAGCCAGCGGGGUCAGACCGGACCGGGGGCGCUACGGGGGGAUUGUGGAAGGGUGGUGGUCAAGCCCGGAGCCGGAGCCGCCUCCGAGGAGAAAUGCCCACCCAGCCCUCCCCUGUUUGGGGUUUUGAGGCGCGGUCGCAGUCCGCGCCUUUAGGGGGGGGUACUGUCACGCUCUGGCUCCGGGACUUUGUAUGUUGAGCCAGGGUGUGUUCGUUUAGUGGGGUUCUGUUUGGUUGGGUUGUUCUAUGUGGUUGUAUUUCUUUGUUUGAAUGAGUGACUCCCAAUCAGAGGUAACGAGUGUCAGCUGUUGGCUCGUUGUCUCUGAUUGGGAGCCAUAUUUAUACUGUCUGUUUUCACCUUGGGGUUGUGGGUUUUUGUUCCGUGUCGGUAUGUUUUACCGUGGACUUCACGAGUCGUGUUUUGUUUUGGUUUUCGUGCUUUAAUUAAAUAAAGUCAUGUUUAUUUCACACGCUGCGCCUUGGUCUACUUCGCUACUAGACGAUCGUGACAAGGCUCCUCUGUCCUCCACUCGUUACCUGUAUUAAUGGCACCUGUUUGAACUUGUUAUCAGUAUAAAAGACACCUGUCCACAACCUCAAACAGUCACACUCCAAACUCCACUAUGGCCAAGACCAAAGAGCUGUCAAAGGACACCAGAAACAAAAUUGUAGACCUGCACCAGGCUGGGAAGACUGAAUCUGCAAUAGGUAAGCAGCUUGGUUUGAAGAAAUCAACUGUGGGAGCAAUUAUUAGGAAAUGGAAGACAUACAAGACCACUGAUAAUCUCCCUCGAUCUGGGGCUCCACGCAAGAUCUCACCCCGUGGGGUCAAAAUUAUCACAAGAACGGUGAGCAAAAAUCCCAGAGCCACACGGGGGGACCUAGUGAAUGACCUGCAGAGAGCUGGGACCAAAGUAACAAAGCCUACCAUCAGUAACACACUACGCCGCCAGGGACUCAAAUCCUGCAGUGCCAGACGUGUCCCCCUGCUUAAGCCAGUACAUGUCCAGGCCCGUCUGAAGUUUGCUAGAGUGCAUUUGGAUGAUCCAGAAGAGGAUUGGGAGAAUGUCAUAUGGUCAGAUGAAACCAAAAUAGAACUUUUUGGUAAAAACUCAACUCGUCGUGUUUGGAGGACAAAGAAUGCUGAGUUGCAUCCAAAGAACACCAUACCUACUGUGAAGCAUGGGGGUGGAAACAUCAUGCUUUGGGGCUGUUUUUCUGCAAAGGGACCAGGACGACUGAUCUGUGUAAAGGAAAGAAUGAAUGGGGCCAUGUAUCGUGAGAUUUUGAGUGAAAACCUCCUUCCAUCAGCAAGGGCAUUGAAGAUGAAACGUGGCUGGGUCUUUCAGCAUGACAAUGAUCCCAAACACACCGCCCGGGCAACGAAGGAGUGGCUUCGUAAGAAGCAUUUCAAGGUCCUGGAGUGGCCUAGCCAGUCUCCAGAUCUCAAGCCCAUAGAAAAUCUUUGGAGGGAGUUGAAAGUCUGUGUUGCCCAGCGACAGCCCCAAAACAUCACUGCUCUAGAGGAGAUCUGCAUGGAGGAAUACCAGCAACAGUGUGUGAAAACCUUGUGAAGACUUACAGAAAACGUUUGACCUGUGUCAUUGCCAACAAAGGGUAUAUAACAAAGUAUUGAGAAACUUUUGUUAUUGACCAAAUACUUAUUUUCCACCAUAAUUUGCAAAUAAAUUCAUUAAAAAUCCUACAAUGUGAUUUUCUGGAGAAAAAAAACCUCAUUUUGUCUGUCAUAGUUGACGUGUACCUAUGAUGAAAAUGACAGGCCUCUCUCAUCUUUUUAAGUGGGAGAACUUGCACAAUUGGUGCUGACUAAAUACUUUUUUCCCCCACUGUAUAUUACACUAAUGAGCUAAAUGCAUCAUCAUGAAAGGACAUUUGUUACAAAUAAUUAUCAUUGGCAAAACUCUCCAAAUAUGAAGCUACGUUUCUGUUGUCACUUACUGUAGGUACCCUGCGAUGAGAGCUGGAAGAAAGAGGAACUGAAAACGUAUUUACUGCAAGCCCCAAUACAGCAGUGGGAAGGGGCCCCCAUCCAGCACAUGGGCCAGCCAGUAUACAUAUCCAUGGUCCACAUCAUCAACACACAGAGACAGGUAACACAACCCACACUGUAACUUGUGUACUCACCAGUACUCUAAAGUCAAUUUUAAGGGGUCUUGAUAGCUGUCAUGUUAGCCAUGCUAACUGAUUCAAAUAGGCAUGUUGUACUGGAAUGAAAAAGGCAAAACUAUGUGGAAAUGGUGGCAGAAUAACCUCCAAAAAAUCUGAAAUCCCUUCUAUCUCCAGCAUAAAGCAAAAAAGCUCAACAGCUGCUCAAGACCUCAAUAGUAUUUUAUGCAAGUGGUAAGCUAGGUAGGUGAAUUUAGCUAUCCACAAUGUCCAGAGAUAGAACUCACCAAAAAUCACAAAUCGAUCAAAAAUAGCACCACUCUGCUGCCACCAUUGUAACUUUAGGGGCCGCAUACAGUUGGAUGGAUGACUUCCUUUAAGCACAAAGAGUGGAUGGAGAUGGAUUACUAUUUAGACAGACCCAAUUGAAUACCAUUAGCCAAAACUCAGGAAUUGUCUGUCACUUCCUGUUUCAAUAAAGCUAUUACAACACAAUUAAUUCAUUGGUCAAUCAAAUAACAGAUCAUUAAUUCCCAGGUAAAUAAUGAAUGACAUAUUUCCAGAAUUAGGCAAACACAAAGGUUUGUUCUAAAACAGAUUCAACACAUGGUAUGCAUGCCAUUCAAAUGAAACAAAUACUCUGAAAAUAAUCCUACACUAGUCCAGUACCUCAUCACAAGUAUCUGCUACAUAAAGACAGAAAAUAUAAAUAAUGCUAAUGCUAAUAAAUAUGCUAUUGAUAACAAUAAUGAUCAUAGGGCUAAUAAUAAUACUUGAUUAUGCUAAUAUUAUUAUGCUAAUGAUAAUUAUCAUAGUGGACUUGAGAUAAAAGAAAGAGUGUGACAAUGUUGAUCGAUUUUUGAAGGGUCUCCAUCAGCAACUUCUGGUACUCUUCCCUCAAGAUGUCCUCCUGCUCUCUGUGGAUAACAAGAGCCUCAGUGUCAUAUAUGAGGUACAGUCAAAUUAUGUUCUCUAGGAACAAUUUCACUGUAACUCCUACAGUAUGAACCUGGUGACCUUACCAAGUUUGCCAAUUGUAGCUAUGAAGUAGAUGUUGGUGUGAUAUACUAUGAUGUACAGUUUAGGAGAUAUUGUAAAUUAUAGAGUUGAUCCAAUACUAACCUUUCUCAAUUCAAGAUAAAUGGCACUUCAACCUGUAUUUCAUAACACUUUAGGGUAGAUUGCCUCGGAAAAGCAUCACAGCCGUGGAGAGGUCUGCAUUACCUGGGAGGCUGGAGUUGGAGUUAACAGGUUAUAUACAAAACACUACAUGUCAUUCUGCUCUAACAUGUUUGCAUAAUGAGGGAAAUUGACUCUAAAUUGACCCUCCAAACUGUAAAGAGAUAUGUAUCAAUUCAACUGUAUCAAGUGUUGCUGGAUGCAUUGGUGAAGAGCACUGUACUUCUAUUGUAUGUUGUGUGGCUCAGGUGAACUGAUGGAGCCGCUGCAGGUAUCCUGCACCUGUCCUGAAGACUAUCAGAACUGGAUCUUCCAGCUACAACAGGUAAAGUACCAUUAC